Molecule: messenger RNA, 1553 nt
Organism: Daphnia pulicaria
Lineage: Eukaryota; Metazoa; Arthropoda; Branchiopoda; Diplostraca; Daphniidae
Product: serine/threonine-protein kinase/endoribonuclease IRE1-like
Exons: 4
Coding region: 516-1466 (316 amino acids)
Biological process (GO): protein phosphorylation; intrinsic apoptotic signaling pathway in response to endoplasmic reticulum stress; IRE1-mediated unfolded protein response
Cellular component (GO): IRE1-TRAF2-ASK1 complex
Molecular function (GO): RNA endonuclease activity; ATP binding; protein serine/threonine kinase activity
Source: RefSeq, a predicted model, not a curated record
GUAUGCGUUGACGGUGUUUGAAGGGGGGAAAUGCGCUAUUGCACGGGUAAGCCUAAAGUUAAUCGGAAAGCCGGAUAGCCCUACUAGAAUGUGUUAUCCGCAAACUAGACACCUAUCACGCACACCGGAAUUGCAGGAACAAAAAGUGUUGUUUUUCAUAACCCUGUUCCUUAUUCCCUUAUAUUCCCGGGAAAUGGAAGCAUAAAACCAAGCGAAAAUUAGAGAGAGAGAAAGAGACCGGUUGAGAACGGUGGUAUACUUUCCGUCAAGACGCGUUGAAACAGUUUACAUUUGUAAUCCUGCAUUAAAGAAAUCGCAUGAAACCUUGAAGCGUAACUCCAUAUUUGAAUUAUAAACAGUAGAUAACAAUUAUCACGACAACCGGCAACCCAGGCAGUUGUCUAUAUGCAGUGAAUUAUAGCAGUUGCACAAGAUACGUCACUUUUGGAUUAAGUGAUUCGUAAAUUAAGUCAAAUUCACGCCAAUUUCUUCCUUCUUUUCUCCUCAAGAAGUUGAUGGAAGUAGAAACCAACGACGGAACUUCAUUUUCGGAUGUCGUUAUGCAGUACGAAACAAUAGGAACUCGAGAAUCAGAACAACGCUUUAAUUCUAGCAGCAGUGCAUUACUGCCCUUGAUAAAAAUUGAUAAGAAACAAAUUUUAGGACAAGGAGGGUACGGCAUCGUUUAUAAAGGUCUUUGGGGGGAAGAAGCGGUAGCUGUGAAGCGAAUUCAGUCAGCUAACACCGAAAGCAACGAAAAAGAAGAAGAAGCAUUAAAAAGUCUUAAUCAUCCCAAUGUCAUCAAAUUAUUAGAUGUUGAAGUCGACAAAGAUUUCAGGUAUUACGUACUGGAAUUGUGCCAACUAUCACUGCAUCAAUUAUUUUGGGGUGACAAAAAUCAGAAAAAAUGUCGUGAGAAAAUGCCCUCAGACAAAGAAGUGUUCCUCCAGUUGGCCAUGGGAUUGGCGCAUAUACAUGAAAUGAGGCUGAUCCAUCGGGAUCUUAAACCAGAAAACGUCCUCAUUUGGGUGGAUUCGACUGGAGAAACAGUUUUGAUGAAAUGGGCCGAUUUCGGACUAAGUAAACCAGUCAGUGAAAGAGGAAGCUGUUCCAUGAGUGGACCAAACCGAGGGAGCAAUAACUGGUAUGCCCCUGAAAUAUUGAAAAUGAAAAUUGAUGAAGAAGAGAACCGAACAACGCCCCUUCAUCGUCAAAGAGGAACCGUUAUUAGCGAUGUGUUUACAGAAGGUCUCAUCUUCGCCUUUUAUCUCUUGGAAGGUCUUCACCCAUUUGGUUCACCUCUUAAGAUUCCGUCCUACAUACUUAAAGAUAAACCAGUCAAUCUACUCAUCAAAGAGGAAAACCAUCAGUUGAUUCAUAAAAUAAUUAUGGAAAUGUUGAAGCAUAAUCCCGGAGACCGAAUUUCCUCAUCACAAGUUGUUGAAAAAAUAAAAACACUUCCGUAGCGAUCGCUGGCGUGUGGUGAUUUUACUUCCAAACGUUCUCACUCGAAAAUGCAAACUGAAAAGUGAAUAAAAUUUCAACAAUUUUAA